Paracoccidioides brasiliensis Pb18 is the source of this 2529-nucleotide messenger RNA. RefSeq lists its product as uncharacterized. The record is from RefSeq and is a predicted model, not a curated record. The coding region runs from base 1 to 2529 and encodes 842 amino acids. The transcript is spliced from 4 exons.
AUGACCGAAAACAAUCCUGUCAUCAUCCUGGACGAUGAUGAAGAAGUAGUUCAGGCUGCUGGUGUCGCUGUGCAAGCCAAUAUCAGAUCCAACUCGGAGCCAGUUUGUCCCAGCGAGGGCCCGCUUCGUGCAAGCCCACCCGCUGUUCGCUUUAACAGAGACUUUCUUCUCGCGGCCCCUCUCGCCGCAUCGUUGCUCUCCAGUGGAGAUGCUGGUCCUCCUCAUCCAUCCAGAAAUUCCCCUGGUAGGAAUCACAACAAUCUCCAGCAAGCAGAAAUUGAUGGGCCGAGUCAAGGGUCGACGGUCCUGUUCACCCUCAACACAUCAGAAUGGAUGAGGAAUGUCACCAAAGACUCAAAUUGCCUCCUGAAUUCUUCAAACCCCUUUCCUGUAGAGUCUCUUCCACCUUUCAUUGCCCUACAGCAGAAGCAGACAGGCCCGUCUGCUAUCGCAGAAGAAAAGGGACUUGCCUCUUCCCAACCAGAAUCAAGCAAACCGUAUACCAUUUCGCCCUUUGCAAGGGAAUUUUUCACAGACAUGGCUCGUACCAUCGGCUGCGUUUUCCCCUACGGCGAAUUCGCGCAAAAGUACAACUGUACUGUCGACCAGGUAAACAUAGCAUUGAAUGCAGUUGUCCUGGAACCGUUGAUGAAGAGCGAUGGAGUCACCGAUGACGACCUAGGUGUCAUGGAGAUUGAGCUUGAGCAGGGUCCCGGUGUGGACAAAAUAUGUGACAGCUACCUUAGAAAAAAGUGUCUCAAGCAGUAUGACACGGUUGUGCGAGAAUUUCAACGAGAGAAGCGGGCGGAAGCUUUCCCUCAGGAAUUUGAAGAGACUCUUUUCGUAGCGUUUGGAAAGCUGGAUGCGUAUUGGAAAGCCAAGAAUAUUGGGCUCAAGAUCCACAAGGCCCUUGAGGAUGCAAAGAGAGUUGCGAGGAAAGAAGCAGAGAAUCAAGCUCUCGCUGAACAACAACUGAGAAGUGUGGUGAACUGGGCAAAACUGCAGAUGCCGCUGCAGCAGCCGUCAACUAUGACCAAGACGACAAUUCCAUCAACUCUGCCAAUGCAGGAACAGAAGGGUGGGAAAGGCCACUGUGCCACUCCGAGUCGCAAGCGUGCAAGAAGUUCAUCAGACGAAACUGGUGAAGAAGAGGAUACCAGUGGAGCGAGCAGCAGCAAUCCUACGCCUUCGACAUCGCCACCGACCUUCCUGCAACUCUCCCCUCCGGCCAAGAAGAAGGCAAAGCUAACAGCCACCCAACCCACACCCACGUACCACACAGCACAAUAUAUCGAUCUUCUUUCUGAUCACCAUACAGCGCCAUGCAAUGAGAUCCAUAAUCUCGAUGGUCUCAGCGGCAUUGGCAACGGCAAUAUCAACAUGCCGGAAAAUCUGACAAUCCCCUAUUUAUUCGUAUCCGCGUAUCCGAUUACGCAGCAACCAACGUCUCUCCCCCGGUACCUAUAUGUCCCUACUGCAACCACAAACCUCGAGCCCAACCCCAACCCCAACUCCUCCAACCUACCAUUCUACUUCAUCCGAUCCAGCUCCCGACUUGACGUCACCGUCGACGAAUACGGCAGCUACCAGCCCGAAGUAUACCCAGGAGCAGAAAUCCCCAAACACGAAUACGGAGGGGCUCUCGAGAGUAUCCCUGUAGACAACAGCAAACUUGGAUGGCAAAGCCUUCCAGAGAAAUAUCGCGAGCGCUUCCUUAGAUUAUUAAACAACCACAGCGCCCCUGCCGAUGCGGAGGAUCCGACAAGCAGUGUAUUUUCGAACGAACUGCGGGAUAAGGCUUCCAGUGAAGUGAAGACACCAAAAAUACAAAAGAACUGGAGGGAUUAUGUGCCUUCGAGAGGGAUAUUUGAGUAUUAUGCGAGGGCGCUGGAGGAGGAGAGGGGGCAUAAAUGGUCUGACGAGUAUGAAAAGAGAAUUGAAGACCGUUAUCUCGCUGUGUCAGGCAAGGUUGGGAAGUAUAUAGAGAUGCUGGAGGCUCAAAGGAUGGAGGAUGUGCCUAAACUUGCUAUGGAGGCAGCGGUCAAUCAAGAAGGAGAGGAGCGUGAGAAUGCUGGGACUACUCUGGCACCAAUGGAGCCUGAUGUGCAGAUAUCUGAAGCCGCUCGGGAUGGCAAUGACAGGGAAAGUGACGGUGAAGAAGGGAAUGAAGAUGGUGAAGAGGGUAAAGAAGAAGAAGAAGAAGAUGAUGAUGAUGAUGAUGACGAGGGUGACGAGGGUGACGACGAAGAGGACAAAGAGCAAGAGGAUGAGUUAACCAAAAUGAUCCGAGAGCACUUGCGUGAUACCGACGAGUGGUAUAGACAGCUGGCGGAGAAUGUGGACGAUGAUGGAGGUUAUCGAGUAGGUCAAACUACAUAUCCCGUAGAGGAAGCCAAGCAGAAAGGGCAGGAGGGCGAGCUGAAAGAGGAAGGGCUGGAAAUCGAACAGGAAGAUACCCAGGAAUUUGAACAAGACGAUAACGAGGAUGAAGAACAGGACGAUGAUCAGGAUGAGGAUUUUGUUCCUUGA